UUUCGCCAGGACUCACUCGAAGGGGCUUCCCUUUCUCUCUCCUCCACCCCUCCUUUCUCCUUUCUCUCUUUCCAGUUGUCCAUGCUUCCAUCUUUUUCACCCCCUUGUUGUACUAAUUUCGUUUUCCAAUUUCCGAUUCCUCCGAUCCCCACCCCCUUCUCUCUCUCUUCCCACUGAGAGCAAGGGAGAGAGGAAGAGGGAAUCAGUUCUAGAUUAGUAGUCGCAGUAGAAGUAGUGGCAGCACCAGCACAGCAGCAGUGUGGUAACUGCUCAAAAGGCGUUGGGAAGAGUGGGAGAGGAAAAAUUCCGGAGCCAUGCAGCAGCAAGGAGGGUCCCAAUAUGGGGUGCCUCCACCGCCGGACUUGACCCCAUUCUCCUCCCCCGGGGCCGCCCCUCGAGCUCACAUGCUCGGAAUUUCCAGCCCCGACCCCCUCCAGCAGCAGCCGCCCCAGCUCGCCGAGGCCGCCUCCCCCAUCAGCAGCCGCCCCCCGCCGCCCGGCACCGCCCCCCGCUCGCUCUCCACCAAUUUCGAAGAAUUGGUCCCCGCCGUGCCCGGGAAUUUCCCCGACGACGAGGCCCUCGCUGCUGCCGGCGAGGAGGUCGAGCGCGGCAGCGCCCCAGGAAACCGGUGGCCACGCCAGGAGACGCUCGCGCUCCUCAAGAUCCGCUCCGACAUGGACGCCGCCUUCCGGGAAGCCACCCUCAAGGGCCCUCUCUGGGAGGACGUCUCCAGGAGGCUGGCGGAGCUGGGCUACAGGAGGAGCGCCAAGAAAUGCAAGGAGAAGUUCGAGAACGUGCACAAAUACUACAAACGCACCAAGGAAGGCCGGGCCGGCCGCCAGGACGGCAAGAGCUAUCGCUUUUUUAGCCAGCUCGAAGCCCUCCACAGCAGCAGCUCCACCUCCGCCGCCGCCCCCAGUCCCACCACGACUGCACCGGCCCUUCCCACCGCCGCAACAGCUGCCGCCAGCCCCACUCCGAUAGCCCCAUCUGGGAUCAGCACCGGCAUGGUGGGCCCCUCCACCGGUAGAAUCCAACCUCCUCCCAUCUCCUCCGUGGCCCCACCGCCCAUCACGAUGCCGACACGGGUUGGCCCCGAGCUCACCCCCACCACCGGCGCCACCCCGCCCGGGAUCUCCUUCUCCGCCGCCGCCACCGCCGGGAUCAGCUUCUCCUCCGACACAUCCUCCUCCUCCGCCUCGUCCGAAUCCGAUGACGAGGAGACCGAAGAGGCUGGUGGGAGCCGGGAAGGACGGAAGCGGAAGCGCGUAGGUGGAUCCGGGAGAAGUCGGAAAAUGAGGGCGUUCUUCGAGGGGCUGAUGAAGCAGGUGAUGGAGAGGCAGGAGGCCAUGCAGCAGCGCUUCUUGGAGGCCAUCGAGAAGAGAGAGCAGGAUCGGAUGAUACGGGAGGAGGCGUGGAGACGGCAGGAGAUGGCGCGGCUCAACCGGGAACACGAGCUCCUUGCCCAGGAGCGCGCCAUGGCCGCAUCUCGUGACGCCGCUAUCAUUUCCUACAUCCAAAAGAUCAGCGGCCAAACUGUCCAGCUGCCGACCAUUACUGCUGCUCCUUCCAUAACGCUUGCACCACCUCAACAACCAUCUGUGACACCGCCACCGGCAUCGGCACCACCUCCACAACAACCCCAACAGCCGCCGUCACAGCAACAGCAACAUCAGAAAUCACCCUCACUGAUGCAACCAGCUCUGCAGCAGCAAGAGCUUCACCAACACCACCAAAGCACUGAGAUUGGACGGCAUCAGGUGUCAUCUUCUUCAGAGUUGGUACUGGUCCCAGAGCCACAGGAGACCAUGAGCUUCGAGACCGUCUCAUCCUCACGGUGGCCCAAGGCGGAGGUCCACGCGCUGAUUAAGAUGCGGAGCGGGCUCGAAUUAAAAUACCAGGAGACCGGGCCCAAGGGCCCCCUAUGGGAAGAGAUCUCCGCCGGAAUGCAGCGGCUUGGAUACAACCGGAGUGCCAAGAGGUGCAAGGAGAAGUGGGAGAACAUCAACAAAUAUUUCAAGAAAGUGAAGGAGAGCAACAAGAAGCGACCAGAGGACUCCAAGACCUGCCCAUACUUUCACCAAUUGGAUGCUCUUUACCGUAAGAAGCUUGGCGGCAGCGGUGGUGGUGGUCGCGGUGGCAGCAGCGGUUUUGGAAUUCAGCAACAAGAAUCCAAUCCACAAGAACGUAGUGAUGUUCCCACGAUCAUGGCACCACCACCAGCGCCGCCACCACAGCAGCCACCAGCAGAGACUGAAAGCAAGAAAGGCAACAACAACAACAACAACAACAACGAUGGCAACAACAACAACAACAAUAGAAACGGUGGCAAUUCUGAAUGUGGUGGAGGGUCCCGCGCUAUACAGAUGCAGACCAGCAAUGGAGGGCUUUCACCAACCUUCUUGGAAGAAGGCAGCAGCACAAAGAUGAAGAAGCCAGAAGACAUUGUGAAGGAGCUGAUGGAUCAACGGCAGCAGCAGGCGGCAAUGGAAGAUUACGACAAGAUGGAGGAACCCGACAGCGAUAACAUCGACCAAGAUGAUGACGACGAGGAUGACGAGGAUGACGAGGAUGGGAAGAUGCAAUAUGAGAUACAGUUCCAAAGGCCGAACGUUGGUGGGGGCGGAGGGACUACAUCCACAGCGUCCACGACUUCAGGUUCCUUCUUGGCCAUGGUUCAGUAGAUCUACCAUAUCCCACCGCAACUCCUCCCUUCUUCCUCUCAAGUCUCAAUGUACCAUAUGUACCUACCGUAAACGACAACCAUCCACGACCUAGACUUUCACAACACCCAAAACUCUUUUCUCUUCUUUCCUUUCCCUUCUUCUUCUCCUCCUCUUGAGUGCAUCAGCAUCAUCAUCAUCAUCGACCAUCACUAUCGUCUUCUUCUUCUUCUUCGUCUCCUACUUCUACUGGUGCUACUUUGUUGCUUCGUAAAUGUCGCAUGGUUCAACAUAGAAGAUGAUGAUGUUCGUUAUGUAGUCGAUCUACCUUUGCUAUUUAUUGAUUUGUUGUGGAAUAAGAAUCCUCUUCGGCGAAUAGAAGGAGCGGAGAUGAACCAAAGGUGGUAAUAAGCUCGCGCAAACAGCAUCCACCAGAGGCCCACAGAGAGAGAGAGAGAGAUAGAGAGAGGGGGAAAAAGAGGCAUCGAGAGUUGGCAUCUGGCUUUGUACACUUCAGAGAAGGUGGUGGCGCAAACAAGUCCUCCUCAACAACAUAAAGUAUUCUUCCCUUUUCUCAGAACUUGUAUAUCCACACUGUGUCUCAAAAAAAUCUCUCCAUCUAUAUUUCUCUCUCCUCUGUGUGACUGCCAGUUCAAGUUAAGAGGACCCACACCCAGAGAGAAGGAAAGAAAAUAAAUAAAUAAAGAAAGAGCUAGGACAAAAUGAGACCAAUGACGGGAGAUAGGCUGGUGUUUGGUGCGGGGAUUUUUAUUUUUGUUUUUGUCUUUAUUUUAUCUCAUUUAAAUUAAUUAAUUAUGAUGAAGGUCUCUAAUGCUGUUUAUGCGUACUGUGACACUAUUGUACAUUUCCUAUUCUUCUCGUCAUUAUUGUUCUGUCUUCAUUUGCUUCUGUAAACCUCCUAUCCCUUCUUGUGUUACAGUAUUUAAACUUGUUACUAGCUA
Molecule: messenger RNA, 3625 nt
Organism: Elaeis guineensis (African oil palm)
Lineage: Eukaryota; Viridiplantae; Streptophyta; Magnoliopsida; Arecales; Arecaceae
Product: trihelix transcription factor GTL1
Source: RefSeq, a predicted model, not a curated record